UAAUCACUUUACAGCCCAAUCUGGUUGGCUAAACCACUCAGCGCGUAUGCGUUGAUAGUUUCAUAUACUUUUUGUUUUUGUGCUAUGUAUGUGUUUGUCAUUUGUUAAUCUUUUCCCUAAAUUUGUAUUCCCCUCUUUCUACUUAAAAGGUAGGAGCAAAUCAGCUACCGCAUAAAUCUUUACGAAUCUCAUAAUACGUCCCAAGAUUUUUUAUCGUCCACCCAUAGACACACUUAAGUUAUACACAACACUCGGCAUGUAAAGCUCUAUCCUUCAUACCUUAAACUAUUCAAUGAACUGGAUACUACUUUUUACCAAGAGCAUUGCCAUAGCAAAUUUACACAUUUAAUGAAUGCAACAAGAUCCAUCUGACCAGUAUUACUAACCUGAUGAUCAGCUGCAUCUGUGAUAUUUCGUAUCAGUAAUUUCAUCAAAGAAGGUAUGUCAUUUUGGAAAAUUUCUGUUUGGAUUACAAACUUACAUUGGUUUCUAUUGACAACCUGAUGGAUGUUUAAAUAUGCAUACAGGACAUUGGACUAUGGUCAUGCUGGGGCAUCACGUUCAAAAGUUUUAGCCAAUCAAAUCAAUUCCAGUAUUUAUUUCAGUCAGGUGAAAUGGAAGAAGAUGAUGAAGGUAUUGCUGUGGAUUCCUGACACAGUGGUCAUUGUCCUACUGUUUAUUUUGUUUCCAUGUAACAACCACACACAGGCAACUACUUGUCCAUUGUUGUGUGAGUGCUUGCAGGAUUACUAUGUCUAUUGCGAUGAUCAAGGUAUUACACCUGAUAUGUUAAAGAGAAUGGCAGAAAAAAUUCCCAGACAAGCCCGAUAUAUUGAUCUUAGCCAGAAUAAACUCAACACUGUACCAACUGAGAUUUUUGAGCACUUUUCUAAGGUUCAUCACCUGAACUUGGCUGUUAACCAAAUUAAGGAAUUAACUCCUGGCUUAUUCAGUAAUCUGACCAGUUUGAUCAAAUUAAACUUACAAGCAAACCUGUUGUCACAACUGAAAUCUAAUUUACUAAGUGGGCUUUCUGAACUUGAAGAACUGCAUUUGGAAUGUAACUAUAUUGAAACAAUCGGUAAUGAUUCCUUUUCUGGUCUUCUCAAUCUGAAAAGAUUAUACCUUUUCAAAAACAAUGUUGGAAUGAUUUACCAAAACAGCUUUCGAGGUUUGCAGUCUCUCCAUAUACUGGAUGCUUCUAACAAUGCAAUAUUUCAGAUUUCUGAUUAUAGCUUUCUUGAUUUGAGGCAUCUUACUACUUUACAACUUAACAGUAAUCAAAUUGAUUCAAUUGCCAUGUUCACAUUUGCUGGCCUUGAUAAACUUGAAGAGUUGUUCUUGGAUGGAAAUCGAAUUUCAGAAUUAAAACCAGAGUCUUUAUCAACAUUUGGAAAAAGCUUGAGAAUUCUUUCUUUAAAUGAUAAUGAAAUAUUUUUAAUCAAACCCAAUACAUUUACCAAAUUGCCCAAACUACGGAAACUAUUUUUGAACACUAAUUUAUUAUCAGAAUUUCAACUUGAAACAUUUAAAGGAGUUGACAAUUUGAGAGAAAUUCACAUACGCAAGAAUAAAUUUGAAUAUCUCCCUAAAAAUAUAUUAAUGGGUGCCAACCAUAUAUAUUAUGCAGAUUUUAGUGACAAUCUUAUUUCAUCCAUAAACACUGAUGCAUUUGCCAAUUUCCGUGAAAGUGUUCGUUACUUGUUUUUGCAAAAUAAUCGCUUAAAAGAGCUGCAUGCUGGCAUGUUUCGUCGUAUGGUUUAUCUUCGAGAACUUAAUGUCUCGGAGAAUAGAAUAUCUGUGAUUAAAGAGAAUGUGUUUCAGACAUUACGCAAUCUGCGAAUUUUGAAUUUGUCAGGAAAUAAACUGACACACAUCACACCAAGUGAUUUGAUAGGUGCAAAAUCUCUGGAGAAACUAUAUCUCCAUUCUAAUCCUUUAGAGAGUUUUCAUGGAUUUAGAUUUAGUAAUCAGGAAAGUUUUACAUUUGUCACAAUGAAUUUAACUCUUUCAGACAUUUCACCUUUUUCUAUGACUAUCAGCUGGCCCUUCAAAGGUGGGACACAGAUCUAUUGGACAAUGACAGGGAUUUGUUUAAACAGAUCUUCAUCCUGUGCAUUUCGAGAACAAUCCACCUAUUUUCCUGCAUUUAAAACUUCAAUAUACAUUGACAAACUUCAGCCAUCAUCUCUGUAUUAUGUUUGUGUUAACCCUGUUUUCUUGUCAUCUCAUGCACAAGUCGUACAAUGCCUUCAUGUACGAACUCCCAUCAAUUCAUAUAAGCCCUUUGUCCAAACAACGGCAGCACAAGUUGUCAAUUAUAGUCCUACUCGCAUUACACUCAGUCUUGUGACUUAUUUACUCAUCAUUUUUAUUAUUUAUUCUUCAUAAACAUUUUCUUACAGAAACCAGAAAAAUAAAAAUUGAAACUGAUG
Octopus sinensis (East Asian common octopus) is the source of this 2435-nucleotide messenger RNA. Its product is annotated as leucine-rich repeat-containing G-protein coupled receptor 4-like. Lineage: Eukaryota; Metazoa; Mollusca; Cephalopoda; Octopoda; Octopodidae. Gene Ontology annotation, molecular function: protein binding. The record is from RefSeq and is a predicted model, not a curated record. The coding region runs from base 508 to 2391 and encodes 627 amino acids. The transcript has 5 exons.